Scutellospora calospora is the source of this 311-nucleotide messenger RNA. The record is from the annotation of a GenBank genome assembly. NCBI's taxonomy places the organism in Eukaryota, Fungi, Glomeromycota, Glomeromycetes, Diversisporales, Gigasporaceae.
UAAGAACAACUUUGCGUAUUAAAAAUCUAACUGAGAAGAAAGAAGAGAGAGUAAUAGUAUCUGUUAAUAAAAGAGAUAUUCAUGAUUUUUACAAAAUACUUCCUGGGAAAUUGAAAGAUUCGAGCACUUCCAAUUUGGAUACUUCUUCCAAUUCAAAUACUUUAGACAGCGAUUCAAGUAAUUCUUCCAUAUCUAGUUCAGAAAUAGAAAUUACACAUGCACAUAAGACUAGAGCAGUAAAGAAAUGCUUUAUUCGAAAGCGUAAAGUAAAAGGGCAAAGCCCAUUGCAAAGCAAUAAUGAGCCUCAGUAG